UCAAUCGGUCAAUCAGGACGCAGUUAAUUUUUGUUCUAGCAAGUGUAUUACUUUUUAUUGAAAGAUUUCUCAGGUGGUUACAGCACAAAUUAGGAGAUACCCGGAAAUUGAAUCAAUGGCUAAAUUCUCGAAUGUUUGUAUUUUGCUUUUAGGUUUUACCAUAAUAAUGAAUUUUUCAAGUGUACUGGUAGCAGGGCUGUGUGUCGUUGCUGUUGUCACGUGUGCAUGUGAGGUUUGGUCGUUUUUAGCUCAUUAUAUGAAGAAAAAACCCCAAGAAAUGAAGAAUUUUAUUAUUAAUACAGUCAUUAAAUUGAGAAGAAAUAGAUAUGAAUCGGUUCUUAGUAAUAAUGAUAUCAAUUACACAAGGUAUGACGGUGUGCGCUCAAAAAUAACAGGGGCACAUAUUUAUGCAGUUGGAAGUUAUGCUGAAACCAUGCCAAUGAGCGUUUGCCGUGAUGCUGACAGAAUGGUUAUAUAUGAACAAUUUCCACUUGUGGUAAGAAAUCAACAAAGAGGAAAUUGUUUAAUAGCUAAGGAGAAUUCACAUGAACCACUCUAUGUAUUGCUUAAAGUACUGGACCAUAUGGGUCUGGAUGAGGAGUGUAGAAGCUUAAUUAACAAUGACGGGUAUCUGGAGUCGGAGGGUUUCUUAGAUUUUUAUAUACGCAGACUGAUGAUCGAGGCACAUACAGAUACACCCACAAUACAUGGUCCCUCAGCAUCAUUCCCUGGGACUACAACAUUUGUCGACAAAGGAACAGGACGUGAAUUUGAAGUAACAGUAGAAUUUGACAUGGUCUUUUGUUUAAAAUGCGAAUCAUGGCCGGGUAACUGUUUCGAUUAUUUUACUAGAAAAAGGCUGAACGACUGGCCGUCACGGGGGCUGCUAGAAUCAAUACAUGGUCUACCUUUUCAUGUAGUUCCCAUUGGACACCACCUUAGCUCAACAAAGAACAUUGAAUGGAGGUAUUCUUUUUCUAUCGUUGAGAAACAACUCAUUCUGGGAAUGCCUGAGCCGUACGUUAAAUGCAUGAUUGUCUUGAAAGCACUCCGAAACAACUACAUCAAGUACAGUGAUUCUGAAAAACCAACGCCAUUCUGCUCAUAUUAUAUAAAGACCGCUUGCUUUUGGAUGUGUGAAAGCGUCCCACAUGAUACUUACAAAAAUACAGUUUUAAUUAGUAAAGUACUGGAUUGGCUUAUUGAUAGCUAUCACAAAGGAAAGAUGCGUCAUUAUUUUAUUCCCCAGCAAAAUUUGAUCCGUCAUCUUUCAGUGAAGUGCCGUGACGAUGUAAGAGCAAAAUUGACAGAAGUUAAGAAAAAUCUUCGUUUAAUGGUGAUGACACCUACCGAAACAGAGUUAUUUCAGGAAUGGUGGAACUGUAACUAAGAUUUUGAUUUUAUAAAAUGACUAACAUACUGUGUGUUCACCUCAAUGUUAUUAUUCAGGCCCGUAGCCAGGUCAUUUCAAGGGGGGUUCUCUGGGCGUGGGGUCCAGGGUUUGC
Messenger RNA from Anneissia japonica, 1505 nucleotides. Its product is annotated as cyclic GMP-AMP synthase-like. Lineage: Eukaryota; Metazoa; Echinodermata; Crinoidea; Comatulida; Comatulidae. The transcript has a single exon. The record is from RefSeq and is a predicted model, not a curated record. Bases 116 to 1390 code for a protein of 424 amino acids.